Neomonachus schauinslandi (Hawaiian monk seal) is the source of this 1734-nucleotide messenger RNA. It is a transcript of the gene TSKS, whose product is annotated as testis specific serine kinase substrate. Gene Ontology annotation, cellular component: centriole. Gene Ontology annotation, molecular function: protein kinase binding. Bases 1 to 1734 code for a protein of 577 amino acids. The transcript has 11 exons. NCBI's taxonomy places the organism in Eukaryota, Metazoa, Chordata, Mammalia, Carnivora, Phocidae. The record is from RefSeq and is a predicted model, not a curated record.
AUGGCGAGCGUGGUGGUGAAGACAAUCUGGCAGUCCAAAGAGAUCCAUGAGGCUGGGGACCCCCCUGCAGGGGUCGAGAGCCGCUCCCAGCUGGUCCCCGAGGCUCCUGGGGGGGUGACCACCCCGGCCAAGGGGAUCACGAAGAAAAAGAAGGCCGUGUCGUUCCACGGGGUGGAGCCUCGGAUGUCCCACGAGCCAAUGCACUGGUGCCUGAACCUCAAACGGUCCUCAGCCUGCACCAAUGUGUCACUGCUCAACCUGGCUGCCAUGGAGCCCACGGACUCCUCAGGGACAGACUCAACUAUGGAAGACAGUGGCCUGCUUGCCCUGCCGGUGCCCCCUGCCUCCCCCACCCCACCCUGGGCUUCAGAUGACCCAGACAUCACGGAAAUACUGAGUGGGGUCAACAAUGGAUUGGUCCGUGCCAAAGACUCCAUCACCAGCUUGAAGGAAAAGACCACCAAGGUUAACCAGCACGUGCAGACACUGCAGAGUGAGUGUUCUGUGCUGAGUGAGAAUCUAGAAAGAAGGCGACAAGAAGCGGAAGAACUAGAAGGGUACUGUAGUCAACUCAAGGAGAACUGCCGGAAGGUGACCUGGUCGGUGCAAGAUGCUGAAAUAAAAACCAACGUCCUGAAGCAGAACUCUGCCCUGCUGGAGGAGAAGCUGCGUUACCUCCAGCGGCAACUGCAGGAUGAGACCCCGCGGAGGCAGGAGGCCGAGCUGCAAGAGCUGGAGCAGAAGCUGGCCGCUGGCCUCUCUCGGCAUGGCCUGGGCCCCACCAACCAGUCCCCUGGCUGCUCUGGCCCUCCAGGGAGCCCCGACGAACCCCCACGACCGCGCAGCAUGGCCCCAGGCGGCUGGGGUAUGGGGCCCCGGGCAGGGGAGGGCCCCAUCAUAAGCGAGCAGGAGAUACAGAAGGUCUCCGUUGGCCUUGAGGAGCUGAGGAGGGAGGUGUCCUCGCUGACUGCCCGCUGGCAUCAGGAGGAGGGAGCGGUGCAGGAGGCCCUGCGGCUGCUCGGGGGCCUGGGCGGCAGGCUCGACGGCUUCCUGGGCCAGUGGGAGCGGGCGCAGCGUGAGCAGGCGCAGGCCGCGCGGGGCCUGCAGGAGCUGCGGGGCCGGGCGGACGAGCUGUGCACCAUGGUGGAACGAUCAGCAGUGUCUGUGGCUUCACUGAGGAGCGACCUGGAGGGACUGGGCCCAGUGAAACCUAUUCUGGAGGAGCUGGGGCGGCAAUUUCAGAGCUCUCGAAGAGGGUCUGACCUCUCCAUGAACCUGGAUCGGCCGCCCCAAGGCUCCUGUGCCCGCUAUGCCAGCCAGGGGUCACAGCUGUCCACAGAGUCCCUGCAGCAGCUGCUGGAGCGCGCACUGACCCCACUAGUGGACGAGGUGAAGCAGAGGGGCCUGGCUCCCGCCUGCCCCAGCUGCCAGAGGCUACACAAGAAGAUUCUGGAGCUGGAGCGCCAGGCCUUGGCCAAACACGUCAGGGCAGAGGCCCUGAGCUCCACCCUUCGGCUGGCCCAAGACGAAGCCUUGCGGGCCAAGAACCUGCUGCUGACGGACAAGAUGAAGCCGGAGGAGAAGGUGGCCACUCUGGACUAUCUACACUUGAAGAUGUGCUCCCUCCACGAUCAACUCAGCAACCUGCCACUUGAGGGGUCCACGGGGACAAUGGGGGGAGGAAGUAGUGGGGGGACUCCCCCCAAAUGUGGGGGCCCAACCCCUGAACAAUAA